AUGCCACCGCUACCAGAGAAGCCCCCGCUGUACCAGGUUGGCUACAUCGCCACGCCCGAAGCAAUCCACGCGAAGGAAGUGUGCGAAUUCACCCAGAAUCGCACCAAAAGGUGUCUCAAAGCUGCGCUGAAUAUGUGGCUCGCCCGAGUACUCCGCAAGCGGCAGAUGACUCUCGAGUGUGAUUCACCUAAGGAAUGGCAAAAGCUCGUGAAGCGCGAAGCGUUGCUCAAAUCACUCGGGAUAGGGAACCCGAAGAAAGCGCGAGGGAGCAAGCAACCGUGGUUAGGGAUGCCACGCCACUACGAUCCUCCCUCAUCUCCGGCGCGCUCGUCCGCGCGCCUCCCACCUGAAGCGUUCGCGAGAGCAAAAGCGAAGCUCCUUGCGCGGCGCCUGCACGAGGAGCUGGACAAGGCUGCAGAGAAGUUCGCAAAUAUGGGGAUACAGGAAUGCGAGGAUGAGGAAACGGGUCAGAAGGUGAAGCGGUCGAUGCGGCUGAAGGGCACGAAAGAAAAGAAGGAACGGGCGGAAGCUGAGAAGGCAGUAAUCGACGCGUUGGAGAAGUUGGAUAUACGAGAGGAUGAUGGCGGGAGUGAGGAAGGCGGGCAGAGAAGGGACACGGGAAGGAGGUUCAGUACAAAGGGGAAACAGAGGCGAGCGAAGGUAUGGGGUCCGUACCUUGAGCGAAUGCGCCGUCGGGAAGGUGGCAUGCCGGCAGACAGGUUAAGCAGUGGUCCUUUCGAAUUCGAGAACAAUGCCAAUCAUGCGUGGAUUCAGUCCGAAGCCCCUGCGGCAACUGGAGAAGUGGAAGCGGUUGACAUACCUCGUCCAGAAGAUGAUAUGCAGGAAACUAUGGGUUCCUCUGUCAGCGUCAGCUUUGAGUCGGGCGCGCAAGAGGCCGAGGAAGAUCAGCCAGCGGAAACGGAAGGGGAAUGGGACGAGCACGCUAUAGUGCGGGAGAGUACACCGAUGGAACAUCAGGAGGCUCAAGGACCGCUCAGCGAGCCUUCGAAGCCUCUGAUUCCAGUCAGCGACACCCUCCCCGGGAUUGCAAGAAUCGACUAUCCCGAGUUUGGACUACCGCUCUACCACACGCCUCGAAGACUGCGCAUUCACGAUGUAGAAGUCGAGUCCGAAAUAGAACUGGACUGGGGCAGCGACGACGCGGGGAGCAUCACAACCGAGAUAAUCGAAGACAUCGAUGUGGACCUACCGGAAAACACGGGCAUGUCACAGCUGGAUCGAGACAGCUCCAUACGCUCGGUUGACCAGAUGGAUACAUUGGACCGUGAUACGUCCCUGCAGUAUCCUGUCGCUGCAAACGAACUGCAACGGGAUUUAUCCAUGAGAUUGAUUGACCCUGCGGAUGACAUCGCCGAGGCAAUGGAAAAUAUUGAGAUCAUGCUGGAUGGGAGUUUCAUGCAGUUGUGA
Molecule: messenger RNA, 1428 nt
Organism: Gloeophyllum trabeum ATCC 11539
Lineage: Eukaryota; Fungi; Basidiomycota; Agaricomycetes; Gloeophyllales; Gloeophyllaceae
Exons: 2
Coding region: 1-1428 (475 amino acids)
Source: RefSeq, a predicted model, not a curated record